AAAUCAAAGGCUGACUAGGCAAAAUCACCCUAAAUCCUAGAAAACCCUUCUUCCUCGUUAAACCCUAGAAGACUCGAAACAAAUCACCUCCUCCUUCCUUCCUCCAGACCAUUCCUUUGACCAAAAAGGAAAGUAAACCCAAAUCAACAAUAACCCUAGACCCUUCUUUCCUCAACCAACUAAAAUCCCUCUCCCUCUCGGAAAACCCACGAGAACCCAUAAAAUUUCAAUCUUUAUCUCUCAAGAAAAGCUAUAAAGAUCCAAUCUUUCUCACAAAAACUCCAUAAAAAUCCCAUCUUUUUCCCGAAAAGAUCAAAACUUUGAUUGCAAAAUGAAUGACCCAAAUGAUCACAAGUAUAGAAAAUACCACCCAUAUCAAGACCUCUACAAUGUUCCAGCUCAAAACCUCUACAACCUUCCAACAUCCCCUGAAUUUCUCUUCCAUGAAGAAUCUUUAACCCAACGCCGUUCUUGGAGUGAAAAUCUCCAAUACUACACAGGCACAGGUUACUUAUCUGGAGCUAUAUUAGGCGGUGCUAAAGGUUCUAUUGAAGGAAUCCGUGCCGCGGAGCCCGGAGAGUCAUUAAAGUUGAGGGUUAAUCGUGUUUUGAAUUCUGGUGGUCAUGCGGGUAGAAAAUUUGGAAACAAUUUGGGUGUUUUGGGACUCAUGUUUGCGGGGAUUGAGAGUGGUUUGAUUCAUUGGAGAGAUACUGAUGAUUUGGUUAAUACUGUGCUUGCUGGUCUUAGUACUGGUGCUAUUUAUCGUGCUGCAAAAGGGCCUAGGUCUGCUGCUAUUGCUGGUGCUAUCGGCGGGAUUGCUGCGGCUGGUGCAGUUGCUGCGAAGCAGGCUGUUAAGAGAUAUGUGCCUAUUUGAAAAUUUUGAAAUUUAUGGUUUUAGGCAUUAUGGGGUUAGGAUUUAUGGGGGAUAAAUGGUUUUGUGGGGGUUUGGUUGUUUGGUGAUAUACGGAUUGGUUUAAUGGAUUGGCGCAAAUAAUUUGUAUGACCGUAUUUUAUAAUUCUAUUUGUCGACUUGGCAUGUGUUCCUGAUCUCGUUCCUGUUUAUAGGAAGUUUUGGGCUUCUAACUUGAACUUUUAUUAUAAAAAGUUUGUUUUGGUUA
Molecule: messenger RNA, 1118 nt
Organism: Populus trichocarpa (black cottonwood)
Lineage: Eukaryota; Viridiplantae; Streptophyta; Magnoliopsida; Malpighiales; Salicaceae
Product: mitochondrial import inner membrane translocase subunit TIM23-3
Exons: 1
Coding region: 332-874 (180 amino acids)
Biological process (GO): protein import into mitochondrial matrix
Cellular component (GO): TIM23 mitochondrial import inner membrane translocase complex; mitochondrial inner membrane
Molecular function (GO): transmembrane protein transporter activity
Source: RefSeq, a predicted model, not a curated record